AUGACAACACAUUAUCUUAGUUUAUCCAAAUUACAACUGGAAAGUGUUACAUUCGGAGUUCUUGAACUACAAAAACACCAUUCAUCAGAUAAUAUCAUUGGAUGGUUUAACAAUCUCCUUAAUACAUGGGGUAUUGAAAAACGUCAAAUAUUUUUAGUUGUAACCGAUAAUGUCGCUAACAUUAAAAAUGCUGUGUACAAUUUCUUCAGUAAGGAAAAACAUUUGCCUUGAUUUGCACACACUUUAAACUUUGUUGUUUAAAUUUUUUUAGAUGACACCAAUGAUAUUGCCAAUAUAAUUAAUAAGAUAAAACUUUUGGUUACAUUUUUUAAGCAAUCCGUGUCUGCAACAGAUGAACUCAAUAAAACAUUUAAAUUAAAAUUAAAACUAUUGUUAACUGAAUUAAAAUUAGUGACUGAUAGUCAACAGAUUGAUAGGUGA
Cinara cedri is the source of this 441-nucleotide messenger RNA. The record is from the annotation of a GenBank genome assembly. NCBI's taxonomy places the organism in Eukaryota, Metazoa, Arthropoda, Insecta, Hemiptera, Aphididae.